Bactrocera neohumeralis is the source of this 1790-nucleotide messenger RNA. Its product is annotated as kelch-like protein 17. Bases 65 to 1774 code for a protein of 569 amino acids. The record is from RefSeq and is a predicted model, not a curated record. The transcript is spliced from 8 exons. Gene Ontology annotation, molecular function: protein binding. Lineage: Eukaryota; Metazoa; Arthropoda; Insecta; Diptera; Tephritidae.
UUCUGACUUGACGAAAGACUGUUUGAAUUCCCCCCACCAGAGAAGGAAAGUUAAGUAACUAGCAAUGGCCACGAGUUCCUCCCAAACACUUGCGCUUCAGAGAAAUUCCAGUGAGCAGAAUCGAUUCAUGGAGAAAUUAAUGUCGAAAAUAUUUAGCUUCUACGACGAGCAGUCUUUGAUCGAUGUGACAUUUAAAGUGUCAAAUCCAACGGCUCUUGUACCCGCGCAUCGUUUGAUACUCGCAGCAGCGAGUCCUUAUUUCGAGAACCUUUUCAAUGGCAAUCAAGGCACUGAUCCAAUCAUCGAGAUAAAUGAUAUCGAUAGCGAUAUUUUUGAGCGUCUAAUAACGUUUUGUUACACCGGAGAGGCCUCCAUUACCGUUAACAAUGUCGCUGCCAUGUUAAAUGCUGCAAUCGUUUUGCAAAUGGACGAUGCCAAAAACCGUAUUGUGGACUACCUCAUGACACGUAUCGAUGACUACACCUUGCAGGCUGCUUAUACGUUGGAGCAUGAAACGAAAUGUGAAGUUCUUAAGCAGAAAAUCAUCGAAUACGAAACACAAAAUUUCAUAAAGAUCAGCCAAAGCGAUGAGUUUUUGAAUUUUGAUGCAGAAAAAUUGCAACGUAUCCUGGUAUCUGACAAUUUGAAUAUAAGCCGUGAAGAAGAUGCCUUCGAUGCCAUACAACGCUGGUACAAUUACGAUGUUCCUACGCGUCAACAGCAACUGCCACUUUUAAUAGAUUGUCUGCGUCUUACCCAAUUCAAAGUGGACUUUCUGAUGACACACAUACAGCCGUUACCUGGAUGUGAGCUACUGGCCUUCAAGGCGGUAUCGUGGAUCAGGGAGCCUACAGUACGGCCAAUGACAAAUAUGCGAUUUACAGAACCACGUGGUGUCAGUGCUACAAAUUGUGGUGAGAAAACAAUCCUAGCGGUUUGCUCAGAGCUGAAUCCCAAACUACAGCAAUAUAACAAAACUGAGGAUAAGUGGCAGGAAUAUGCGAGUAUAAACAUCGAUUACGGAGGGUAUAGAACUAUUUUAAAGAAUGAUAAUUUAUUAUUUAUUGGCGGUUGGAAAAGUUGUGCCACAUUUAACAUCGUCCGCAGCUGGAAUAUACGAAAUAAGACAUGGCAGAAUUUACCCGGCAUGAUCCAAGCAAGAAGGUCACACUGCGUUGUCGAAUUAGAUGACAAAAUCUACGCGAUUGGUGGCCGUGAUGGAUUGUCGUCGGUGGAAAGAUAUACGACUUCCGAUGGUUGGAAGCUCGUGAACAGCUUAAUUGAUGGACGAUAUGAUGCAGGUGCAGUGACAUUAAAUGGUAAAAUUUAUAUAAUGGGCGGUUAUAAAAUCCAUAAACACAAAACAAACUUUUACAUGGACGAACACCUGCAAAUAAAAUCCGUCGAAUGUUACAAUCCGGAUUCAAAUACUUGGACUUCUUGCGCGGAUAUGAAACUAUUUCACAGUUCACCUGGUGUAGCUGCACAUAAAGGUCAAAUUUAUGUUUUAAGCCAUAAAGGUGCUGAACGUUACGAUCCUCAGCAAGACACAUGGUCACAGAUUAUCUCUUUGGAAGUUGGUCCUGGCUUGAUUACUUUCGUAUCGCUGGACAAUAAACUAUUGGCUAUUGGUGGAAAGUCUAAAUCUGCUGACAAGUCAUGUGUAUCAGUCUUUGAUGAAGAAAAUUUCUGUUGGGUAGAAAGGGGUUCAUUACCCAGAAGUGAUGUGUAUAACGGUUUUGUUGUGCCUGAAUCCUUGCUGUCGUCGAUGUGAAUAAAUAAUGUAAUUA